GAUUGGAUGGAUUAAUCAAUCGAUGGGAUUAGUAAGCGAUAAUUAAUUUUUUGGAUCCCCUUCUCUUCUGCUCGGUUUUGGUUGGAUUGGAUUGAAGGGCGAUCUUUCACUUAUACACACACUUUCACAGCAAAUAUGACGGCUAGUAGUAGAGGAUGCAGUAGAACUGCUUCGAGAUUAUUAUGUAUGUGUUUGUUUCUUUUGUUGUGUUUGUUGUUUGUGUCAAUUGAGCGGAGGGGGAGGAGAAAAGAGGGGAUUGAGGAUGGAUUGCGCAUCUUCGUUGGUAUUUUUGAGGAGUGCUGUCAAUGAUUAAAUGUCUCGUUCAAAGUCUUGCCUAGAGCGCAGCGAAAAAGCCUCCACGGCAGUGGCCCCCAGAGGGCCAGCGGAGCGUCAUGUUUGGUUUUGAUGCGGCAUUGGGUAAAUGGCGAGUCGAGAAGAUUUACUGGGUCCAAGACUUGCUGCUUCCAAGUUCGAAAGCUCAAUAGCUUGCAAGCUUAAACAAUAUAAAAAUUUAUACUAAUACAUUACAACAUAGAUUCAUCAAGACCAACAAUUACUCCUCGAAUUCAUCUCAAUACCCCAUGUAUACAAAAACUCCCCACCUCAAGAACCUACGCUGUCGCAGCUGCAACUCUCAAACCUCUCGAUGGACCAUCAUCUCAUCUUCCACAUAUCAAUUCUAUUCCUCCUAUAACACCAUCUCCAGGAGCAAUAACCUAUAAAAUUUCCACCGGAAUAAUCCUAAGUCGACCACCUCUUCUCACUAGAUCCGCAACACCUUUCGAAAAAGCAUUUUACCUAUAUCAAAAACGUUUAAAUGAAAGAUUGGUAUUACCAUUUACUCGAUACUUUUAUCAUAAAAGAGAUCAACCAGCAGAUAUAGAAUGGAAAGCGAAAGUUAAAGAAAGGAAUGGAGUUGCUGCAAGGGAUAUUGGUGGAUACAAAGCUUAUGGAGAUGAAGGAUGGAAUGAUGAAGUCAUUAUUGGAGGAGAGGAUAGUAAAGUUGGGGAAUGGGAGAAUAUUGCUGGAAAACUUGUUGAAGAGGGGAUGGGAGAGGAAGGAGAAAGAGUUAAACUUGAGAAGAGGGAUGGUGUAGAGGAUAAGAAGAGUUUGGCAAGGAAAUUGGAGGAAACGGUUUACUUGGUUGUUAAGGGAAAAGGGAAGCGUACGGAUAAGGAGGGAAAGGAAAUUGAAGUUGAUGUUUGGGAAUUUCCUAAGGGUGAUAUGGUGGGAAAUGAGGUUUUGCAUACGGUUCGUUUGUUUGUUUCUAUAGUUUGCGUCGCCUUUUCACUGACACAUCAUCAACAGGCAGCUCAACGUAUCCUCACCGAAACCGCCGGUAAAAAUAUGAAUACAUGGAUAGUAGGUCACGUACCAAUUGGUAGUCUCACAAUCAAACCUUCGCAAAAAUUCAAUAGAGAAGCAGAAAAAGUAUUCUAUAUUAAAGGAAGAAUUAUGGCAGGUCAAGCUGAUUUAAAGGGGAAUGCUUAUGGAGCUCAAGAUUUUAUGUGGUUGACUAGAAAUGAGAUUGAGGGAUUAGUUACGAGAAGAUUUUGGAGUCAAGUUUGUGGGAUGUUGGGAGGUAGGUAGGAAGGAGGUUGUUUGUCUGGUAGAUGGAAGAAUUACUUAGUUGGUGUAUGAGGAAGGGAAGGAAUAAAGGAUAGGAAGGAAGAUGAAUAUACAUAUUCAUGAGUGAUUAUAAAGAGAUGUGGCAUGGAAUUAUGUAUAGAUAUUCAUAUUCAUGUACUCGUAUGUAGGAAAGAUGCAUGAAUAUAAAUUACAUUGUAGAAUAGGAUAGAAAGGUACUUAGCUAAGUAAGUAAGUAACUAUCAAGAAGAAUCAGGGAAAUCAAUGAAAGGGAAAUAUGUAUUGUUUUGGGUUUCCGUGUUAGAUGGAAAUGGAAAUGGAAUGUAUGAUGGAAUAGGUAGGUAUAUUCAAAUGUAGCUAUGUAUGUAUGAUAGUUAGUUGGGUCGUUGAAUAAUGAAGCGCGGGGUUCAUGA
Molecule: messenger RNA, 2000 nt
Organism: Sclerotinia trifoliorum
Lineage: Eukaryota; Fungi; Ascomycota; Leotiomycetes; Helotiales; Sclerotiniaceae
Source: the annotation of a GenBank genome assembly